Molecule: messenger RNA, 1235 nt
Organism: Mastomys coucha (southern multimammate mouse)
Lineage: Eukaryota; Metazoa; Chordata; Mammalia; Rodentia; Muridae
Gene: Plekhj1
Product: pleckstrin homology domain containing J1
Exons: 6
Coding region: 450-983 (177 amino acids)
Biological process (GO): retrograde transport, endosome to Golgi; receptor recycling; endosome organization
Cellular component (GO): recycling endosome; trans-Golgi network; early endosome
Source: RefSeq, a predicted model, not a curated record
GAUGGACUUCCCCCUUCGGGAGGCGGGAGAAAAAGGGAGCGCCGGGGCACGAAGUGCGCGUGCUCACUGCAUCAUCCACCAAGUCUCGCUCCGCCGUAAGUCUAGUGGUGCAGACUCUCGCGACACGAGGAAAGCGUUAGGGUUCAUCGGCCCAAGAAGGCGUUUCGCUUAUCGUGGGGUGCUAUGAGUCUCACCUUACACCUCACGUUUAGUGUGUCUGACAGUUAUUUAAGGACCGGCCAUUUCCUUCCCGCCCGACUCUUGUGUUCAACUGCGCGGGCCCAUAAACUAAGGUCACGCAACAAGCCGGACAACGCGCAAGCGCAGUAACCCCUGUUGGGACUUCCGAGGUCGCUCCCUGAGACUUUUGUGGCGCUAGUUGCGGCUUCGGGGAGGACGGCGGCCGAGAGGCAGGGUGCGUUUUGGUUCGCGCGGAUCCGGGCGGCGAGAUGCGGUACAACGAGAAAGAGUUGCAGGCGCUGUCCCGGCAGCCGGCAGAUAUGGCGGCCGAGCUGUGCAUGCGGGGCCCCAAGAAGGGCAGCGUGGCCAAGAGGCGCCUGGUGAAGCUGGUGGUCAACUUCCUCUUUUACUUCCGCCCGGACGAGGCCGAGCCCCUCGGAGCCCUGUUGCUGGAGCGCUGCAGAGUGGCCCAGGAAGAGCCGGGCGGCUUCUCCAUCAGCUUCGUGGAAGACCUCAGCAGGAAAUAUCACUUUGAAUGCUGUAGCCAAGAGCAGUGUCAGGAGUGGAUGGAGGCUCUGCAGCGGGCCAGCUAUGAAUACAUGCGACGGAGCCUCAUCUUCUACAGGAAUGAGAUCAGGAAGAUGACUGGCAAGGACCCCCUGGAGCAGUUCGGCAUCUCCGAGGAGGCCAGGUUCCAGUUGAAUAGCCUGCCUAAGGAUGGGCGGACUGCUUGUGUUGGCUCCCCGUUAGAUGUGACUGACCCUCUUUGGGCCCCUGGCUACCCUGGGAGGUGUUUUCUAUAGGUUUAAGUACAUCUGUUUAAAGGUUCAGAGGAGAUGGGCAGGGUCUGUGUUCCUUGUUCUCCAUGCCAUAUCCCUGCCUGCACCUCUUGAGUAUCUACAUCCAGGGACUAGCACAGUUCCCCUGUCCAUAGCCAGAUGAAUGUAAAUGCUAAAUAAAGCUGUGAACCCCCCCACCCCCCACUGAGAGAGCAGGCAUGGGUGCUGGCUUCCAGUGCUGAGCCUGCUCUUUAAUAAAGGUACCUCUUUUUGGAA